Molecule: messenger RNA, 975 nt
Organism: Opisthorchis viverrini
Lineage: Eukaryota; Metazoa; Platyhelminthes; Trematoda; Opisthorchiida; Opisthorchiidae
Exons: 5
Coding region: 1-975 (324 amino acids)
Source: RefSeq, a predicted model, not a curated record
AUGUCAUUCACUACGUGCAAAUAUUCGCACUCAGUUCGUUUUCGGGGCCAAUCCAAACUUCGUGCAUCCUACCAAGGACAACUCGCCAAUACACGUCGCUUGUCAAUACGGACAACUUGGCCAGGUGGAGGUUUUGCUUGCUUAUGGGGCCGACGUCUGCGUACGCGAUAUGCAAGGACGAACGCCGGUCGAUCCGUAACACCAUUUCACUGUCUAGCUGCUAUGCUACAAGAAGAAAGCAAGAGGGCUGAGUUACUGCGAGAUUGCCCUAGACUAGACAAGUCCAGUCGAGAUGCCGGGGUUUGUUUCGUUCUACGAACCUUCCGGUCAAUUGCGUUGGAGCGCUCUUUGGCCGCUGCAGAAGCGGUCGGUUCUCUUCCAACCGGUCCUAUUUCGCCAGAACAGAAACUGCGAAUUGCCUGGUCUCCGCUUGUCGAUACCUUGGUCAACGCCUACUAUGAGGUUACUGACGCACUAGCCUACUUUCUGGCGCGACGAAUUCCCGAUCACAAAGAAGCGGUUUUGGGUCCGAACAUCUCCAUGUCUCCAGCGCUUCCUACUCGCAAAGACUCAUUGAAACCUGGCAGUCGUCCGAAUGGAGCCAGCCAAAUGGGUUUCCCUUCGUCUCACACAAUGACCAGCGGACAUUUUCUAAUCUCUACUCCUCUUCUGCACACGCUGAAUGGAAGUUCAAACGGCUCUUCUUCUGAAGAUUGGAUCUUCGAAGCUCGCCGGCGACUGAGUCAGUUGCCCAAUAUGGCUUUUGAGAGCACUGACCGAAAGAUCCGUCGUUUGAGCCCGACUUUUGCCUCUCGACUUCCCCUGUCUAGGCGGCCUGUCAGUAUCCCAGCCCUCGUGCUUCCUUCAGGCGGCAUAGCAGCUAGGCACCGAAUGGGCGCUACAGCUGAACGAUUAUUCUUUAUCUUAUCCUCUGAAAUUCCUAUUACGAUCCGACUGGUUAUGUUCUUUGCAUGA